AUGGCAGGGGUGUUGGACCUGCUCCUCGGCAAGCUCACCAUGCUGCUCAGCGACGAGUACAAGAUGCUCACAGGGGUGAGGAGGCAUGCCUCCUUCCUCAAGGAUGAGCUUAGUGCCAUGAAAGCUCUCCUUGACAAGAUGGAGAUUAUGGACAAGCUUGAUCCCCCGACCAAGAACCGGAGGGACCAUAUAAGAGAGAUGUCCUAUGACAUGGAGAACUGCAUCGAUGACUUCAUGCAUGACAUUGAAGGUACCCAUUUAAAGGCAGGCUUUGUUAGAAAGAUGGUUCAGCGUCUUAGGAGGCUGGGGAGACGUCAUAAGAUAGCGAAGAGGAUCAAGGAGCUCAAGGUUCUUGCGGUGGAAGCAAAUGCUCGACGCGAGAGAUACAAGAUUGAUGGUUGCAUCAAUUCGAGUCGUGGUGUUGCGGUUGUGGAUCCCCGGAUGUCGGCGAUCUACAAGGAUGCGGCAUGCCUGGUGGGUAUUGAUGGCCCAAAAGAAGAGCUUGUCAAUUGGUUAAUGGAUUCACAGAAGAAACUCAAAGUAGUUUCUAUUGUGGGGUUCGGAGGUUUGGGUAAAACUACACUUGCCAAAUAG
Triticum turgidum subsp. durum (durum wheat) is the source of this 594-nucleotide messenger RNA. Lineage: Eukaryota; Viridiplantae; Streptophyta; Magnoliopsida; Poales; Poaceae. The record is from the annotation of a GenBank genome assembly.